Molecule: messenger RNA, 297 nt
Organism: Mixia osmundae IAM 14324
Lineage: Eukaryota; Fungi; Basidiomycota; Mixiomycetes; Mixiales; Mixiaceae
Exons: 2
Coding region: 1-297 (98 amino acids)
Source: RefSeq, a predicted model, not a curated record
AUGUCAAGCGAGGUCUUGCGCGAGCUCAAGCGGAUCCAGGCGAUGCAAGAUGAGAUCUUUGAGGAACACGUCAGGCUCGACCGAGACGCCCAGAAGGACGGCAUGCUCGAAGACAAAGGGGAUGACCAGCUCCGUGCCGACUUUCACGAGCGCAAGGUCCGCCUCGAAGCACUGAUGGACAAGCUUGGCGACCUAUCUGCUGCUGCCGAACGCUUUCACGAGCUACCCGCGACGACUGCCGGUCUGCCGGUCGACGAGCUCCUGGCUGACAAGGUUGAUAUCAAGACAUACACGUGA